UUGAGUCACACUACCUGUCGAACGGUCACACUACUUAGCAAAUCAAAUUUGUUCUGUGUGUGUAAAAGAAUAUAGAAGGCAAUUUGUAAUCUGUGAAAUACGUGAAAAUCCUACGAGCUUUUUACUGAACAAAUAUGAACGCCUUUCCAGGAACGUUCGCGUUCGACGAAUAUGGUCGGCCCUUCAUAAUUUUGCGCGACCAGGAUCAGCAGAAGCGCAUUACCGGCACAGAUGCGAUUAAGACGCAUAUUAUGGCUGCACGCCAGAUUGCCUCCACUCUGAAGACCUCUUUGGGUCCUAAGGGUCUGGACAAGAUCAUGGUUAGUCCAGAUGGCGAUGUGACGGUAACUAAUGAUGGUGCCACCAUAAUGAAGCUCAUGGAGGUGGAUCACGAGAUUGCUAAGUUGAUGGUGCAGCUGUCGCAGUCGCAGGACGAUGAAAUCGGCGAUGGCACCACUGGCGUUGUAGUCUUGGCUGGCGCACUGCUGGAGCAGGCUGAGGGAUUGAUUGAUCGUGGCAUUCAUCCCAUACGUAUUGCCGAUGGCUUCGAGCUGGCGGCCCAGUGCGCAAUCAAGCAGUUGGAUGUGAUUGCGAAGCCUUUCCCAGUGGACCCCAAGAACAAGGAGCCGCUUAUUCAGAUUGCUAUGACCACGCUGGGUAGCAAGAUUGUCAACAAAUGCCACCGUCAAAUGGCUGAGAUGGCUGUGGAUGCGGUGCUUAAUGUGGCGGACAUUCCAAAGAAGGAUGUCAACUUUGAGCUCAUCAAAAUUGAGACCAAGGUGGGUGGACGCAUGGAGGACUCCAUGCUAGUCAAGGGCGUUAUUGUAGACAAGACGCUGAGUCACUCUCAGAUGCCCAAGGAGUUGAAAAAUGUCAAGCUGGCUAUACUUACCUGCCCCUUCGAGCCACCUAAGCCCAAGACCAAGCAUAAGUUGGAUGUUACCUCUGCUGAGGAUUACAGAGCGCUGCGUGAGUACGAACAGGAGAAGUUUACGCAGAUGGUUAAGCAAGUGAAGGAUGCCGGCGCUACCUUGGCCAUUUGCCAGUGGGGCUUUGAUGAUGAGGCCAAUCAUUUGCUGCUGCAGCAGGAGCUGCCGGCUGUGCGCUGGGUUGGUGGACCUGAAAUUGAACUGAUUGCUAUUGCCACCGGUGGACGCAUCGUGCCUCGCUUCGAGGAGCUGACACCAGAGAAAUUGGGCUCAGCUGGACUAGUGCGUGAAAUGGCUUUUGGUACCUCCAAGGACAAGAUGCUGGUCAUUGAGGAGUGCAAGAACUCCAAGGCAGUCACCAUCUUCCUGCGUGGCGGUAAUGCCAUGAUCAUCGCCGAGGCCAAGCGUUCCAUUCACGAUGCCAUCUGCGUGGUGCGUUCGUUGAUUAAAGAUUCGCGUAUUGUCUAUGGCGGCGGCGCUGCUGAAAUUAGCUGCUCCUUGGCUGUGGCCAAGCAGGCUGAUCAGCUGUCCACGCUGGAGCAGUAUGCAUUCCGCGCCUUCUCUGUUGCCUUGGAGAGCAUUCCUCUCGCGCUGGCCGAGAACAGCGGUCUGCAUCCCAUUGAAACGUUGUCGGAGCUGAAGGCUAGCCAGGUGGCGGAGCAGAAACCUAGCCUGGGUGUUGACUGCAUGCUGACUGGCGACUCGGACAUGAAGAACCACAAUGUGGUCGAGUCCCUGCACUCCAAGAAGCAACAGAUCUUGCUCUCCACGCAGCUGGUUAAGAUGAUACUCAAGAUCGAUGAUGUGCGCUCCAAGAACAACGGUGGCAUGUAAACUUACACACACUCACACCCCUCAACAAACACCAACAACACACACACACACACACACACUUUACAUGCAUAUGUUUAGCUUUGUAUAACUUUUCUCUGUAUUAAUUGUUUACAUUUAUUAAUUUGCACACACAAAACUUUCUUUGCAAAAGAAACAAAAUUCAACCAGUGAAUCGGUUGCCUCAUCCGCUUCAUACUACAAAUAAAAAACACAAU
Molecule: messenger RNA, 1978 nt
Organism: Drosophila busckii
Lineage: Eukaryota; Metazoa; Arthropoda; Insecta; Diptera; Drosophilidae
Gene: CCT5
Product: T-complex protein 1 subunit epsilon
Exons: 3
Coding region: 135-1763 (542 amino acids)
Biological process (GO): protein folding
Cellular component (GO): chaperonin-containing T-complex
Molecular function (GO): ATP-dependent protein folding chaperone; ATP hydrolysis activity; ATP binding
Source: RefSeq, a predicted model, not a curated record